AUGCCUGAAGUUGACGUGGUGUCACUACGUUUUCCACUUCGCGCGCGAAUGUCACGUGUGGCAUCAAAGUUGGCACAUGCCCAAGGGUCCAGCGGACUUCCGGGGGCGGUACAGACGAAAACCCUGGUUGCUGCGGAUAUCGGGGGGACGAAUGCUCGCUUCCAGAUUUGGUCGACGUCUACUGGAGUCCAGAAACACGAAGAGCUUCUGUAUGAAAAGACGUAUGAUGCUUGUCAGUUUGAGACGUUUGACAUGUGCUUUCGUAAACUCUGCGAGGAUUCAGGACUUACAGUCUUUGACUCAUCUUGCUUUGCUGUGGCCGGCCCAGUGAAGAACAGCCGCUGUGAGAUGACCAACCUGAACUGGCGUUUGGACAGCGUUGCGAUAGAGAGGUCGUUUCGGAUCCCAAAAGUCUCCGUGAUCAAUGACUUUGCUGCCAUUGGAUACGGGAUCAUGGGAUUGGAUCCUUCUCAGCUCGUCGCGCUCAACGAUGUAUCUGCAGAAGAGCGAGGACCCAUCGCGAUAAUCGGGCCAGGGACUGGAUUGGGUGAGGCCAACAUGCUCUGGAACGACUCCAAACAAUCGUACGAAGUCAUAGCUAGCGAGGGGUCGCAUGCGUUAUUUGCACCAAAAAAUCAAAUUGGAGUUCAGCUCCUCGAGUACAUGUGGGUGCAGAACUUACAAGUAUGUGAAGUUGAACAUGUUUGCAGUGGGCCAGGCUUGAGGAAUAUCUAUCGCUUCUUGUGUCGCAAAAAUGAUAUCAAAUGCGACGAAAUUGAGCCCGCAGAGAUAUCUGCACGCGCACUUUCCAAGUCUUGUGAUGUUUGUGUUGCAACAUUGAACAUUUUCCUUGAAAUUUUGGGAUCUGAGUGCCUUGGCGCCGCUUUGCGUGUCCUGGCGACUGGGGGAGUGUACAUCGCUGGCGGCAUACCCCCCAAAAUUUUGCCUUUAAUUACGGAAACCCCAGUGCUUAUCAAAGCGUUUGAAAACUGCAGCCCACCAAUGCGUGAUGUAGUGACACGUUUUCCUUUGAAGGUCGUGAGCGACCCGAAUGUUGGCUUACUCGGUGCAAAGAUAUUAGCAAAACAGCAGAUCUCCGUGAUACUAUGA
This is a messenger RNA of Ostreococcus tauri, 1110 nucleotides long. Its product is annotated as Glucokinase. Gene Ontology annotation, biological process: glucose 6-phosphate metabolic process; glycolytic process. The coding region runs from base 1 to 1110 and encodes 369 amino acids. The record is from RefSeq and is a predicted model, not a curated record. The transcript has 14 exons. Gene Ontology annotation, molecular function: glucokinase activity; ATP binding; D-glucose binding. Lineage: Eukaryota; Viridiplantae; Chlorophyta; Mamiellophyceae; Mamiellales; Bathycoccaceae.